Molecule: messenger RNA, 1231 nt
Organism: Erinaceus europaeus (western European hedgehog)
Lineage: Eukaryota; Metazoa; Chordata; Mammalia; Eulipotyphla; Erinaceidae
Gene: ZP3
Product: zona pellucida glycoprotein 3
Exons: 8
Coding region: 1-1221 (406 amino acids)
Biological process (GO): egg coat formation; binding of sperm to zona pellucida; positive regulation of acrosome reaction
Cellular component (GO): extracellular matrix
Molecular function (GO): acrosin binding
Source: RefSeq, a predicted model, not a curated record
AUGGAUGUCAUGGGGCUGCAUUGUGAGUUUGUGCUCUGCUUCCUGCUCUGGGUGGGCCCGGUGCUGGCCUCCCCCCUUCCACCAGUGGUGGUGGUGGAAUGCCUGGAGGCCCGCCUGGUGGUGACGGUCAGCAGGGACCUCUUUGGCACUGGGAAGCUCAUCAGGCCGGAGGACCUCACCCUGGGCCCCGAGAAGUGCAAGCCGCUGGUUGCUCUGGACUCGGAGGUCAAGUUUGAAGUCGGGCUGCAUGAGUGUGGUAAUCGUGUACAGGUGACCCAGGACACGCUGGUGUACAGCACCUUCCUGCUCCACGAGCCUCGCCCUGCGCGCAAUCUGUCUGUUCUCAGGACCAGCCCUGUGCAGGUGGCCAUAGAGUGCUGCUACCCCAGGCAGGGCAACGUGAGCAGCCGGCCCAUCCUGCCCACCUGGCUGCCCUUCCACACCACCAUCUUGGCGGAGGAGCACCUCGCCUUCUCCCUGAAGCUCAUGGAGGAGGACUGGAGCACCGAGAAGUCCCCCCCCACCUUCCGGCUGGGGGACACAGCCCACCUGCAGGCCCAGGUCCACACUGGCAGCCACGUGCCCCUGAGGCUGUUUGUGGACCGCUGCGUGGCCACUCCCACCCGGGACCAGACUGGCCUCCCGCACCACACCAUCGUGGACUUCCAUGGCUGCUUGGUGGACGGACUCUCCGAGCAUGCUGACUCUGCCUUCCAGGCCCCCAGGCCCCGGCCAGGGACACUGCGCUUCACGCUGGAUGUGUUCCACUUUGCCAAUGAUUCCAGAAACACGGUCUAUGUCACCUGCCACCUGAAGGUCACACCUGCUGACAGGGCCCCAGACCAGAGGAACAAAGCGUGCUCUUUCAGCAAGUCCUCCAGCAGCUGGUCGCCGGUGGAAGGCCACACUGAUAUCUGCCGCUGCUGUGACACUGGAGACUGUGGCUUAUUACAGCGAUUCAGGCGGCUCUCGCAGCCUGGGGCACGGAAACACCCUUCCCACAUGAUGGAAGAAGCGGAUGUCACCGUGGGCCCUCUGAUCUUCCUGCGAGAGGCUAGUGACCGAGGCCAGCAGGAGGCAGCCGGCCCCUCGCCCCUGGCUCUGGGCCUAGGCCUGGUGGUUCUGGCCACCCUGGGCAUGGCUGCCCUGGGCCUCAGCCUGGCCGGGAGCUGUCGCCACAUUGUUCCUCCUGUACCUUCCCCCGAGUCUGAUUCCCAAUAAAAGACGAAAA